Dendroctonus ponderosae (mountain pine beetle) is the source of this 961-nucleotide messenger RNA. RefSeq names its product NADH dehydrogenase [ubiquinone] flavoprotein 2, mitochondrial (gene ND-24). Gene Ontology annotation, molecular function: NADH dehydrogenase activity. Gene Ontology annotation, biological process: mitochondrial electron transport, NADH to ubiquinone. The record is from RefSeq and is a predicted model, not a curated record. The coding region runs from base 127 to 885 and encodes 252 amino acids. NCBI's taxonomy places the organism in Eukaryota, Metazoa, Arthropoda, Insecta, Coleoptera, Curculionidae. The transcript is spliced from 6 exons.
CAAGUCCCUGAUACAUAACCUUGAAAUUAACGGACACCUAACCUCACUAGUGGGACAGUUGUCAAAAGUUGAGCCCGAAAAGUUGAUUUGUACCUGCAAAAGAGCCCCUACCGAUAAUUGAUCGACAUGUUACCCACAUUAAGGGCAGCAGUGAACAGUCUGAAGGGGCCCUUGGGGCUGAGAAGCCUGCAGACCACGGCAAGUCGGGCGCAUGAUUCGCUGUUCGUUCACAGGGACACCCCCGAGGACAAUCCCGAUAUUCCCUUCGAAUUUAGCGCCGAUAACAAAAAGAGAGUGGAGGCGAUCUUGGCGAUUUAUCCGGAGGGGCACAAACGGGCGGCGAUGAUCCCGCUGCUGGAUCUGGCGCAGAGACAGUACGGAUGGCUGCCGAUUUCCGCCAUGCAUCACGUUGCCGACAUCCUAAAAUUGCCGAAAAUGCGCGUGUAUGAAGUCGCAACGUUUUACACGAUGUUCAUGAGAAAGCCAACAGGCAAGUACCAUUUGCAAGUAUGCACGACCACGCCAUGCUGGUUACGGGGCUCCAAUGAAAUUCUGGACACAAUCAAGAAGAAUCUGGGCCUAGAAGUGGGCGAGACCAGCAGCGAUAAACUGUUUACCAUAUCGGAAGUGGAAUGUUUGGGGGCUUGUGUGAACGCCCCAAUGGUGCAGAUCAAUGACGAUUACUAUGCCGCUCUAGUAUUGGAUUGUUUGCAGGAGGAUUUGACCGUGCAAGACACUGAGGAAAUUCUGGCUGAUUUGAAAGCCGGCAGGAAACCGAAGCCCGGUCCCAGGAGUGGAAGAUAUGCGGCAGAGCCUAUAGGCGAACCAACGUCUCUCAAGGGGGAACCGCCAGCGGCGGGCUUUGGAGUUAGGGCUGAUUUAUAGAGCGUGAGGGAAAGUGUUUAAUAAAGCUGGAGCCUGAGUGUAUACCGUUUUAAUAAAUAGCGAUAGCAACCGCUUA